AUGCCUCUCCGUGCUAUUCGUAAGAGAUGUACUGCAGACAACGCGCUCACCGUCGCCAUCGCCGCUACAACUGCCUCUCAUGAGCUGGCAGGUCUGCUGGCGUUUCCGCCAGAUCUGCAAACUAACAAGCGAGAAUGCUUCCGGCUGGCAAAGCGCUGCGUCACGCUUCUCGCGGACGUGAAGGAUGCCAUGAGCGGCCACUGGGAGGAUGCUCCAGAGACUCUCUUGAAAAACAUUGCUAAAUUCGAGAGGAUAUUGGAGAACCUACAUGAGGACCUUAGGCGUGAUAUCGAGGGUAAAUGGCACGAUAGACUCCUUCGCAAAAGCGCCAUAGAGAAAGCUCUCAUUGAGUGCACUGUCAUGAUCGAUGAUGCUGCACGCUCCUUCCAGAUCGUCGCGCUCAUACAUAUCCACCGUGCUGUUGGGGAUCCGCGCGCCAAGGAUCCUGGCUCCAAGACCAAAGCCCUGCCCACUAGGUCGUCGGACGAGUUCUCGACUGAAUCUAGCCCGGCUCCGCCGUACAAUUCGGCAGGAGGCACAACAACGGUAAACGACAAUAUCUCCGAUUUAUCUGUAGAAGAUAUCUCCCUGGUGUCCCGCUCACCCAUGUCCUCCUCGUUUAUGGAAGCAUCCUUCCGCAGUUCCUUCGACUCUGAAUACGUGCUAGUCUCUGAAUCGCCUACAAUGGCCCCUGAUUCUGUUUCGGCUACUUCCCUAUCUUCCUCAUUCCAGAUUUCUCCGCCGCUAUCGUCUUCGACAUCCCUGGCGGAAGCUCCAGCGCGUAUUGGCCCAUCUGAGGAAACAGAUGACAAUCUCUCGGCCGAGGAGCAGUCAUUCCUUGCCGAAUUAGCGUCGUUUGAUGAUAAAGGCUUCCAACGAUACGACUACAGCUCUAUUCGUUCCGCCAGAGGCAAGAAGACAAAGCUUUCUACGGGCUGGUGGGCCGGCGCACAAGAGUUCGAGGCCGACGGACGGACCGUGCUCAUGCUGCCCUAUGCUGCGCCCGACAGUCCCAAAGGCAGGUUGCGCGCCGCUCGGAGGUGGCUGCGAGACGUGAAAACACUCCAGAACGUCCACCAUCCGAACUUACCGAUGCUUAUUGGCUACUCGGGCACUGACGCGCCAACACCUUUCAUCUUACUUGCAAACGGUUUAGUCUUUCAGACGCGCCUUCCGCAGGCCCUCCUGCUUUCCGGACUCGCGAAUGCAAGUUUACUCGAGUGCACUAAGCUUUUGAUUGGCCUCUACAAAGAGACUCUAGAUGCCGCUCUCUACCUUCAGCGCCAGCUGUCCCUGAGCGAGUCGAAGACUCAAGACUAUGUCGAACACGCGUCGUUCCGUGUCUCUCCAUACUCUGACAAAAAGGUGGUCAUGGGCUUGCCCGACCCCGAAGCUGGCGUCGCUGAGAUGCAGAGCUGGCGAAACUACGGACUGGCGUGGAGCAUACGAGAUGUUUGGCUUUCGGUGUUGCCGAACCGUGGACGUGUCAACCGCCUCGUAGAUCUGUACGAUGCGUUGGAGCCCACCAAGCAGAUCAAAGCAAACCACUUCGCGCUUCUCGCCAGGACGCUCCUUCCGGGGAACGAUACUCCAGAAGCCGCGCAAGCACGCCUCGAAACCCUGGCGCGCACUAUUGAGCCGCCUGUCGAAUCUCACGAAGAAGAGGAACAGGAUGAGGUUGACGAGUUUAUCGCCCUGUACGGCACGGAGAGCAACGCGCCUUCGCCAUAUGAUCAAUCAACCGGCGUUGUAGAGAAGCUUACGCUCAAGAGACUACGCCAGGCUGCUCUCCAGGCGGGGACGCAUGGCGUUACAUGGAGCAAUAACUUUGUUCCGCCACAUCUAUUCAGGGUCGGAGAUGUAGGGUAUAUCCGCUCGGAGGGCACCGAGGAUAAAGACGGCUCUGACGGAGAGAAGGAGCCUAAGGCUCUCUGGUCGUACGGUGGAUUUGAUAGGUUUGUGCGGAUGUGUAACAUUCUGGACGAGGCGGCACCCCACUCCGGGUCCGAGAUACCUAUCGAGACCGGCCCCAGAGUAAGUCUCGAAUCAAAGCCAGAGAGCACGGGAUGGACGACAGCAUUUGACCAUGGACGCUUUGAGAAAACGGAACUCCAGGCUUUCGAAGCGGGUGGGGGAAUGCUCGGUUGGCCUAUCGUAACCUCACCUGGCACUCGCCUCACGGUACACAUGCUGCACUCCAACUACAUCGUUAACGUGAAUGACGCGUGGUCGCUACUGCUCGCAAGGGCUCCAGAGCUUGCACGGAAACACGGUGUGCGGCCGGAGGAUCUGAUGCUCGUAACACGCUCAGGCACUGAAUACCGCGUCAAAGUGCACGACAUUAGGUCCGUGCCACCUUCCUUCUAUACGCCGCCCCUCCAGCAUUUCCCGGCGCACCACUCGCCCUUCCCACCGCGCCCUGGUUUCCCUGGGUACCCCCACGGCUUUCCGGGACAUCACCCCCACGGCGGCUUCGCCCCGCCUCCGCCGCUCCCGUCGUACAUCUUCACGUCCGAGGCACAGGGCUUCGAGCCCAGUCUACAGGACACACCCGUGUGUCUUCCCCACCAGGCGCCCCCGCGGCAACAAAAUGCGAGAUGUUUAUGGGUUUUGGACGGAGCAUAUGGCUUCAUGAACUACGUCAGGCUGUGCGCGGAGGACUUUGAUUAG
Molecule: messenger RNA, 2670 nt
Organism: Phanerochaete carnosa HHB-10118-sp
Lineage: Eukaryota; Fungi; Basidiomycota; Agaricomycetes; Polyporales; Phanerochaetaceae
Exons: 14
Coding region: 1-2670 (889 amino acids)
Biological process (GO): cell surface receptor signaling pathway
Source: RefSeq, a predicted model, not a curated record